CGCGACGCCGUGAUGGUGAUCGGGUCCCGCAACGACGGCAAGACGGGCAUCCUGAAGAAGAUCGACGGAAAGGACGGCAUCGUCAGAUACAAGGGCGGGGCCGAGAGGGACGUCGUGCCAAUGCAGGUUUGA
Messenger RNA from Ectocarpus sp. CCAP 1310/34, 132 nucleotides. The record is from the annotation of a GenBank genome assembly. NCBI's taxonomy places the organism in Eukaryota, Phaeophyceae, Ectocarpales, Ectocarpaceae.